This is a messenger RNA of Cornus florida, 1930 nucleotides long. RefSeq names its product 3-ketoacyl-CoA synthase 10-like. The record is from RefSeq and is a predicted model, not a curated record. Gene Ontology annotation, cellular component: membrane. Gene Ontology annotation, molecular function: acyltransferase activity, transferring groups other than amino-acyl groups. Bases 313 to 1839 code for a protein of 508 amino acids. Gene Ontology annotation, biological process: fatty acid biosynthetic process. The transcript has 3 exons. Lineage: Eukaryota; Viridiplantae; Streptophyta; Magnoliopsida; Cornales; Cornaceae.
UCUCUCUCUCUCUCCACACGCACAAUUAGACUGCUACAAAGCCGUUGCUAAUACGCUUCAUGCACAAAAACCCUUUUUUCUGUUAUCACCCUCUGAUUACAUAUGCUAACCUCUAACGUAACCUAAUUUAUUUAUUAUUUUUUCAUGAUAAAGUAUCCCAUCUGCUUCAUUACAUUACAUCCAAGUCCUCAUGCUUAAACCAUGCAUUAAUUUCUUUUACGUGCACACUAAUGCAUUUCAUUGCUUGAAUAAAUUUUUUUUUUUUUUCUCAUUCCCACUUAAGUUGUCUUGGAUCUUCUGUAACCAGCUUUCAUGGCAAGUAAGAGGGAGCUCCUCUCACCGGUGAUCGUUAGCCGGGGCGUCAGGGACUCGUGUCCUUAUGCCGGGUCCCGGAGUUUCUCUGUGAGAGUCCGGCGUCGCUUGCCGGACUUCCUUAAUUCGGUUAACCCGAAAUAUGUGAAGCUUGGUUAUGGCUAUCUUAUAAGCCAUGGCAUUUAUUUUGUUAUUGCACCGGUUCUGUUAGUGAUAUUUUGUGCUGAAAUAGGGAAGCUGACAUGGGAAAGGUUUUGCUUGAAAUGUGACCUUACCGAUGCACUUUUCCUUGUGGGAUUGUUGGGUUUAAUUCUAUAUAUUUAUCUUGAUUUAAUGCCUCGGCCUAUUUAUUUGGUUGAUUUUGCUUGUUAUCGGCCUCCAAGUGAAUUUAAGAUCUCAAAGGAAAAAUUUAUUGAGUUGGCGAGAAAAUCAGGUAAAUAUGAUGAUGCAACGAUUGAAUUUCAUCAGAGCGUCAUCAAGAAUUCCGGCAUGGGAGACGAGACCUACUUGCCAAGAACAGUAUUCAAUCCUGCGUACAAGAAAACCCUAAAAGAUGGCCGAGAAGAGGCGGCAAUGGUGAUGUUUGGAGCAGUCGAUGACCUCCUUGCCGCCACCAGAAUCCAAGCAAAAGACAUCAAAAUCCUGAUUGUGAACUGUGGUGUUCUGAAUACCACUCCAUCACUCUCAGCAAUGGUGAUAAACCAUUACAAGCUCAGCCACAAGAUUCAUAGCUUCAACCUCGGUGGCAUGGGCUGUGCCGCCGGUCUCAUAGCCAUUGAUUUAGCAAGAGACCUUCUAAAUGCACAUCCGGCUUCAUAUGCACUGGUAGUGAGCACAGAAGUUGUGAACUUUGCAUGGUAUGGUGGAAAGGAUAUUGACAUGCUCCUUCCUAAUUGCUUCCUUCGGAUGGGGGCAGCAGCGGUGUUGCUCUCAAAUCACCACCUGGACUGGUGGGGCGCAAAGUUUGAACUCAAACAGCUGGUUCGCGUUCACAAAGGGAUGGACAACAGAAGCUUCAAAAGCAUACAUCUCAAAGAAGAUGCUGAGGGAAAACAAGGCAUCUCAGUGAACAAAGAUGUGAUUGAGGUGGGAGGCCAAGCUCUCAAGGCCAACAUAACCACCCUUGGCCUGCUCGUUCUCCCCAUUCCAGAACAAGUCCAUUUCUUCACCUCUUUGCUCUUCAAGAACAAGUCCAAGCCUUACAUUCCCAACCAUAAGCUAGCCUUCGAGCACAUUUGCAUACAGGCAACGAGCAGGACAGUGCUUGAUGAGAUACAGAAGAACUUAGAGCUUACCGAGGAGUACAUGGAAGCGUCAAGGAAAACUCUAGAGCGAUUUGGGAACACUUCGAGUAGCAGUGUUUGGUAUGAAUUGGCUUACUUGGAGGCGAACACAAGGCUGAACAGAGGUGACAGAGUUUGGCAAAUUGCUUUUGGUUCAGGUUUCAAGUGUAACAGUGCUGUUUGGAGGGCUCUUAGGAGUGUUGGGAGGCCUAAGAGGAAUCCAUGGAUUGAGGUUUCUACGUAGAGGGUUAAAGAUUGAAAAUUUUAAAGAUAAAAACAUAAAAUAAAUGUUUCUUUGUAAUUAUUUGGAAUAUGGUGUUCAAUGGAUGUGUUAG